CCUUAGAUAUCGAAUGAACUAUGCCGGUCAUGAACAAACCUUUGAUAACUUAAAUAAAAGAAAAGCAAAAGCUCAAAAUGAUCUUAAUAACUAUCUUGAAAGUAUUAAAAAAAAGUAUACCAAAUUAAAUUCUUCUCUUUUUAGAAAAAGACAAAGACCAAGCUUGCUACCUUCUUCUUCCUCAAAAGCAAAAAAGACUAAUCUUCAGAAUAAUAAUUCCACACCCCAAACCGAUAACUCUCUUACUAAUAAUUUUUUACAGGCUAUAGCUCAAAUUAGAAAUACUGAAAUAGAGCUUCAAAAUAAUAUCAAUAAUGAUCAACCAACUAUACUUGAAUAG
This is a messenger RNA of Racocetra persica, 340 nucleotides long. NCBI's taxonomy places the organism in Eukaryota, Fungi, Glomeromycota, Glomeromycetes, Diversisporales, Gigasporaceae. The record is from the annotation of a GenBank genome assembly.